Molecule: messenger RNA, 414 nt
Organism: Aphanomyces invadans
Lineage: Eukaryota; Oomycota; Saprolegniomycetes; Saprolegniales; Verrucalvaceae
Exons: 3
Coding region: 1-414 (137 amino acids)
Biological process (GO): proteolysis
Cellular component (GO): extracellular region
Molecular function (GO): protein binding
Source: RefSeq, a predicted model, not a curated record
AUGUUCCCAGUCCUGCGUGUGUGCAUGUUGAUUUUCAAUUCCCCGUGCUCGGCCAUCGAAGACAACGAAGACAACGUCGACUACCGCGGCAACGACCUCGGUAACACUCGCCAGGCAUCUGCCGAAGGCUGUUGCCAAGACUGCACCAACAAGCCUGGGUGCCAAGUCUUCACGUGGACCAACUACGAAAACUUGCUGGCGUCCCCUGGCGCCAAGUCGGGGUUGAUUCAAGCGCCUCCCACGCCUGGGCCCAGGCGUACCAGUGACCACCGCGUCGACAUACCCAACUCGUGCGCCGACCACAAUGACCGCCGCGCCGACAACGACGACGAAUGCACCCAAGACCACGACUGCCGCACCUAUCACAACAACUCCAUCGUUCCCCACUCGCGCGCCAUGCGCGCCUUCGACUGA